CAAGGACCGACUCCACAGGCAGCUAUGCGAUAAUUCAUCUGCACGAGCGCCAUCGCCAUCGCCAUCGCCAUCGCCGUCGCUAUGAAUCACGAACUCACCUUGACUAUUUCUCCGUCACAUUUCUCCAAAGACACGCCAGCCCUCGGGAAGAAUGGCGGUGGAAGCGUUGCAGUACUCCCACCCGUGGGCAAGACUUCGGUGGAACGCAUCAAUCUCGAGCCUAUCUACGCGCAACUCAAGGCAGCGUUGGGUGAGUCAUGGAACGAUUACAAGACGGCCCUCAGUACGUUCGUCCAAGGCGGCCUCAAUCAGGCAGAGCUAUCAUGGGUUCUUCAGCCACUCCUCACUCCGGUGCCGAUCAUGAUCCCAGGCGCGGACCCGGCCAAAGCCCCUGCGUCGACUCUACAUCUUCACAACCAGCUGCUGAUGUCCAUGUACUCAAAUACCUUGCGCGACCCGCCCGCGACAGAUGUUGCGCCCUGGGUCGUUGCAACCGACAAACCGUCCAGUACUGCUAAGAACACUGGUGCGGGUGGUGGUGCAAAUGACAAGGCGGAGGAGAGGCUGAAGAGGGAAAUUAUGAACUUCCAUCCACGGGACAGACAGAGGAUCAAAGCAUUGAAAGAAGAAGGCCCGCGGUCGCCUCGGCAGAAUGUAUUGCGGCAGAUGAUAGAAUAUGGGGACGAGCUAGCUGCAAAACCGCCUGGCACUGGGAGCGGGCAGAACGAUGCGCAGGCUGCGACACCUGGUUUGGCGAGGAACAACUUCGACAUCGAAAUUCAACGACGAUACGCGCAGCCCCUUGCGAGCGAGCAGCUGGAAUUCCCGAGCCACAACGACCUGCAAAGUAAAAUUGAGCCUAUAUCUUACGAGCGGGGUCUGACGGGUGGCGUACAGCAAGGUAUGCAACAGUCCUGCUCAGAUCUUCUCGAGCAGGCUACCGAAGUAUUCAUUAAAGAAAUGUUGAGCGGCUUUCUGGCGCAUGCGCGCAGCAAUGCCGUGGGCCGAGAAGGUGUGCAAACUCAUAGAUUCAGGCGUCAGCUUCGAAAGGAGGAAGACGACGCUGAGAGAGGAGUGCUUCAGAGGAACUCGGGCGGCAUGCUACCUGUUGAAAUGCAAAUGCAAGCUUCCCGACAACCACUGACAAUGGCAGAUAUGCGUCUCAGUCUUGGUCUGUCAGAUGGUUACUUGAAGCAAGAUCCUUUUCUACAAGAGCGAAUUCAGUUGAAGCAUUACCCAGUCAUGGUCCCGUCUACUACAUCUGGACCCGAUGCCAAUGGCUUUUCAGGACGUGUCACGAAUGGGGUGAGGGGAUCCGGGGGCGGAGGUCCUAACCAUGGUGAUGCUAUGGACCUUGAUGACUUUGACUACGGCAUUUACAAAGGGGUGGGCAAGAGCGAUCAUGAUAAUAUUAUGGGUGCUUUGGACGAUUGUUUACUGGCGCCUGGCUAGAAUCCAGACUCCGAAGCUGAACAUUCGACGACUGACUACCCGGCGAAUCAUCAUAGGGGAUCUCUAUUGGAGGACUACCGGACUGGGGUGCACUCGGCUCGUGUUGCUGCAAUGGCCGCCGAAGCUGGCCGAAGAAGGAGAGGUGCAGCGUUGCCGCGUUCUGGAAGGAGUACGGCAUAUGAUUCGGCACCGGUUGGAAUGAACCGGCUCAAGCGAUCGAAAGAGAGCCAAAAGUCCACUGCGGAAGGCGGCACCCUCACUGAAGCUAAGGCUACUGAGCCCGCUGGCGUGGCUGUUGUCCCUACGCAGAGUGCGAGAUCUAUUGGUGCGACUAGGACAACAGCCAGAGCUACGAAAGAUGACAUCAACCUUCGAGAUCGCAGUAGAGACAUCCGACCCAGCGCGGAAGCCACUCGCAGUAGGGAGGAAUCCCGAGAACAUGAUCGGCGAGAGGCUCAAACUGCCAUCCGUGAAAGCCGAAGCGGCUUCAGGGCGCGAUAACUUCAAACGGACGGCGCUGUUGGAACGAACGGUUUUACUGUCUGACGAGGAAGACGCCGAUGUGAGUGUCAAGCCUGACAAACCGGUCCGUAGCACCACAGGCUCGCCGACGCCGCAGACGGCGAAGCGAGCACGACCAGCUGACGAUGAUGUUGCGCUGUCAGGGGUUGAUUUACCCGUGGAGGGGAGACUGGGACAACCUACAAAUAGAACUAUUGCUGCCACGGCAGUCGGUCAUGGCAAGCCGAAGAACGAAAAUACAUUGGUGAAUGACGAGCUCAGGAUGUCGAGCAAUAGCUCUGCUGCUCAGAAUGUCUUUGGCGAUUUUGGAAGGUUCAUGCCAAACGAUCCGAGUUUAGAAGGGUCGCUAGAAGCAGCAAAGAAACCAAAAACUGCACUUAUGUUAUGUGGUCUGGACGAAGAUGCACCUCGAGAGUCCGAUACAGAGUUGUUGCCUGAGCAAGAAUUCCCGCGCAAUCCCUACUCUGUGCCUGUUCAACACGCUCCUGACCGCUUAGUCGAUGCGCCAGUUUCUCAGUCUCUCCACGGCAGCUCAGCUAUGGCCAAAGAGUCUCCAGCGGCAAGUGCAAAUCCGACCAUGCUACAGACGGCUGGCAAGAAGCCACGCACAACUUCACCUCCGCUACCAUUCUCACGGACCCCUCAACCUCCCCCUUUGGUGCACUCCCUUGGGGAAGCUGCAACUUCACCCGCAGCAGGUGAUACUGUCUUACCAGAAGUGAUGAACUCACCACAAGUGACGAACUUACCACAAGUGACAAAACUUGGCGACGGGACUAUAGUAUGCCCCCUCCCGGACAGGGGCCUUUCAAGAAUGUGCAUCAAGGUUACUCAUGGUGUCCAUCGGGCGAGGAAUAUGCAAGAUCACAUUCGCAGAGUGCACCCAGAGGACUUUGUCCAUGGAAUGUCGGCAAGUGAGGAUAGCAUCCAGCGUAUGUUCAGCGGCGCCCUUGCCAAUCCUGCCGUGGCGCAAUUGAUCCACCAGCUGGAAACAAAGCAACUGAGUAAGAGAGGCAGUCAUACAGGAGUACAGGAUAGCCAGAACCAGGAUAUCGCGCUGCAAAAGCUUCCAGCGGCAACUCAUGACUGCGUUGAUGAUUUGGUCGUCUCCGGCGUUGGAAGCAGCUACCCAAAUGCAUUGAAAGAUAAUCUCCACAACUCGCAGAAAGGGCUUGAGCAACGAACAGCUGGUCGGGUAGCUCCGCCUUUGAUUCCACAACCACACAUAUCGCCAUCACUCUCGCAGAACAUGGCUCCAAGACGAGAAAGCCCAGCUGGCAGACCCAGUACGGCGUAUCAACCAGCUCCUCCUCUGACCAGAAAAGACAGCCAUUUCAGCAGGCCUCGUGGUGAGCCCGUGCAGCGCGCUCAGCAGCAAAGGAAUUUGUCUUCGCAAUCCCUAGCACAGAUGCCACCUAGCAUGGCGCCGCCCUUAACGCCUCAGCAAUUCGCGCAGAUGCAGAGCAUGAUGCUGCCUAAUCCAUAUACAUCCGAAUCGGUGCCGCCGCCUGCUUUGAUGACCAACAGUGGAGCAUGGUAUCACAGCUUUCCGCUCGGCCAUGCCGGCCAGGCUCAGAUACCACAGCAGAGGCCGCACUGGAACCCGGUUCGUGUCAUGGACGGCCAUCAGCCGGACUGCAGAUGCGAGGAAUGCACAUCAGGCAUUGCUUCGUAUCCUUAGAAUGGCGUCGGCGAUCACAAGCCUUGUGCAUGGCCAUGGCGCCUUGGUUGGGCUCGCAACAGCACCACAUUGAUGCAUGGACUGAAGAGCAGGCAUUGACGGGGAGCGAUGUGAAGCCCGGUCGACCACACUGCCGACGCAAAUGGGAUAGCGGUAGGUAGAGUUCUAGUGUUCGUCAGACUUACGAUUUUCC
Molecule: messenger RNA, 3848 nt
Organism: Sphaerulina musiva SO2202
Lineage: Eukaryota; Fungi; Ascomycota; Dothideomycetes; Mycosphaerellales; Mycosphaerellaceae
Exons: 2
Coding region: 1811-3655 (614 amino acids)
Source: RefSeq, a predicted model, not a curated record